ACACACACACACACACACUCGCAGACCUCGCCGCUGGAGACGCAGACUCAGACUCUCUCAGUGUGAUGGCGUCGUCGGCUGAGAGCAUCAGUGCUGUGGAGGAUCAGGAUGAAGAGACGAGUGUUAAACAAGUUCAGUCGCAUUACUUGCGCUGUCCUUCUCCCAGUUUCUCCAUGAUGUCCGAUCGCUUCUCCACGGUUUCGGACCGGUUCUCCGUGAUCUCGGGAUCAGAAGCAGAAAGCAUCUUCAUGGAACCCAUUCAUCUGUCAUCAGCCAUCGCAGCCAAGAAGAUCAUCAGCGAAGAGCUGGAGUCACGAGUCGCGAGGACGCCAGUGACCUCUGACCUCAGGCUGGAGUCCGCGGAGCAGCUGAUGGUGGAGGACCUGUAUAACCGUGUGAAGGACAUGAUGGACGACCGCAGCCCCUACAACACGCCGUGUGUGCUGGACAUCCAGCGGGCGCUGAUCCAGGACCGGCUCGAGGCGCCGUUCAACCCCGUGGACGAGGUCUGGCCCAACGUCUACAUCGCAGAGAAGUCGGUGGCUGUGAAUAAAGCCCGUCUCAAACGUCUCGGCAUCACUCACGUGGUGAAUGCGGGUCACGGCACCGGCGUCUACACCGGCGAGCUCUUCUACCAGGGCAUGGACAUCACCUAUCUGGGCAUCGAGGUGGACGACUUCCCCGAGGCCGACAUCUCUCCACACUUCCGCUCCUGCGCCGAGUUUCUGGACGACGCUUUGCUGACACACAGGGGCAAGGUGCUCGUGGUCUCGAUGAUGGGCGUGAGCCGGUCAGCUGUUCUCGUCGCUGCUUAUCUCAUGAUCUUCCAGAACAUGAGCAUCAUGGAGGCGCUGCUGGAGAUCAGGAAGAAACGGGCCAUCAACCCCAACGAAGGCUUCAUAAAGCAACUCCGCCAACUCAACGAGACUCUAAUGGAGGAGCGAGACGACGACGACGACACCCUCAGCCAGUGCUCAGUCAUUGACACGCGGGCUCGUCUCGACGAGGAGGAGAGCAUGUUCGGGGUUAAAGCGGACUCUAUCAUGAUGGAGGAAGAGGAGGACGGUGGGAGUGUGAUGAGUAGUGUGGCUUCUUCAGCUGCUGCGCUAAGAGCACGACUUCUCAACGGUCCAAACGAACCCGAGACGGAGGAAACCACCCAGGACUCGUCGCUCCCUGGGAAAGACUGUGAUGAUGAAGAUGGGGAUGUGGACGGCAUGAUUAGGGAGUGGCAGAAGCGAAACGAGAAGUACCAAAACGAGGACUGGUGGGAAGCCCAACUUCUGUGCGACAGGGAGGACGACGGGUCUCUGGCCGAGAGAAAGCGACCAGAGGACCUGGAGAGUGUGACCAGCGAAGACGUGCGAAUGCUGAAAGAACACAUCCGACGCCGUCCCCGUCGACCCGCUUCAGAAUCGGGAUCCACAACCAGCAGUUACGCGGAUCUCUGGAAGCAGCGAGUGAAGGAGAUCGAGGAGCAGGCCGCCGCUCGGUACCGGCUCCGAGAGGCCGACGAGGACACCACAAGCGAAGCCAGCCAGAAGAAGAUCGACGACGAUGUGGAGAGCAUACUCUCCGACAGCAGCUCCAUGUACAACUUCUGCAAAAAGAACAAAGGAAAUCUGACACCCCUGGAAAGAUGGAAGGUUAAGCGAAUUCAGUUCGGAUGGAACAAAAAAGAGGCGGAUAACGGGGAGCAAACGGAGCCUGAGACGGAAGCGCCCGCUCCCUCAUUGGAGGACGUCAACUUAACCGCAUAUCAGACCUGGAAACUCAAGCAGCAGAAGAAGUUUGGCGGGGAAGAGAACAAGGAUGAGAUUGUGGAGAUGAGUCGGGGGGAGGACACGGCCACGGUUAAGAGACGCCAGCGCAGAGAGGAGCUUCUGGAGCGCACACGGAAAACACUCGAGGAGAGCCAGUCGGUGUGCGGAUGGGAAACCGAGAGUGUCGGGAGCGUGAUCCCUCUGUCCGCCUUCUGUGCCGGAGCCUUUCCGAUAGCAGACGAUAGCGCAUCGGUGCUGAGCGGAAGAUCCUCGGUCCUGUCAGGGCGUAGCACUCGAUCCCAGAUCCCAGUUCCCCAAGAGCCUCCAGCUCCGGUCAUGGGUCCGAACGGAGAGCCCAUGGUGAACCUCGCCAACAUCCAAAACUGGAUAGCCAACGUGGUCAAUGAGACUCUCGUGCAGAAGCAAACAGAGAUGAUGAUGGGAGCGAGUCUCGGCCCUUCCCGAGCAGGAUCGGUGUUCAGUCUGGGAGUCUCGGCACGAGGAGCAGACGACGAGAAAGCCUCAGUGUUGAGCGGAUCCACGUCUUUCAGCGUUCUCUCCCAGAGUCGAGCCGAAUCCGUGCGGUUUGGCGGGAGAGCCGAAUCCGUGCUUUCAUCGAACCUCUCCUCGGUGUCCGGGUUGGGAUCACGCAGGAGCAAGAUCACUACGACCAGUGUCCCACUAUACAGUCUCUUCCAAGACCAGGUGAACCUUCACAAACUGGACACCAUGGAGAAAGAAAUCAAGUCUGACAUGCGGGACAAGAUGGCGUCCUACGAGGUGAGGAAGAUCGCAGAGGACAACAAGCGAAGUACAUUAUACAAGAAGAAAAAAGCAAAGGAUGACGAUGAAGAUGAAGCCGAUCUUACAAAAUCCAAUGGAUUUGAGGAUUUGGCAGCGCGUUCUUCUCAGAAACCCAAACCUCAAAGAGAUUACGGCCGUUCAGGGAUCCUGAACCUCCCGGCUUCAGCCAGGAAUCCCACCAGCAACAGCAGUAUUGAUGAGUGGCUCAAAAACGUAAGACCUCCUCCGAGCAAACCGAAGCCUUAUGAUGGAGACGCCGAGCCGGUGCGAAUGUCUCGGCCGGCGUACGCCGGGAUCGUGGAACCCUUGGAGUUCGACUUCCCGAGCCGAAGGAGCUCGGUGUCAGUGGAAGCAGAAGAAGAGGAGUAUAGCUUUUCCUCUAGAUUCGCAUCCAGGCAUUGGGCUGGUGCUGACAUGUCCUCGAGUCACGAUCCCAGUCCGGAGUUUAGCGAUGGAUCUCGGAGAUCUCCGCCUUCGUAUAACGGCUUGAGUGAAGCUGCUAAUCACAGAACCAGGAGAUCUUAUGCUGGAUCCGAGGACGAGGAGAGAAGCGGCUACCAGAGCCACUCCGCAAAGCAGAAGUUACACGAGAACAGUGAGACGGGUAAACCGGGACGGGAAGAGGAGGACGAUGACGAGAUGACGGCUUAUAUUGCUCAGAUAAAGCAGAGGGCGAGAGCAAGGGUGGCCCAAGAAAUGGAGGAUGAUGAAGUUCUUUCCGCUUGGAGGAAACAGGAGGAGUCAAAGUCACACGUUCACAAUAAAAAAUAGUUAAUAAAAUAAGAGUUUCAUAUGCGUAAAGUGACAGGCUUCCAUUCGUGAAGACAAAACUGUUCAGUAUGAGACAGUAUGAAAGCUUGUUUGACAUCAACCUUCAGUCUGUACUGUAUAUAAAGAAUCAAGUGUGUACCGAA
This is a messenger RNA of Pimephales promelas (fathead minnow), 3481 nucleotides long. It is a transcript of the gene styxl2, whose product is annotated as serine/threonine/tyrosine interacting like 2. Gene Ontology annotation, molecular function: protein tyrosine/serine/threonine phosphatase activity; MAP kinase phosphatase activity. Gene Ontology annotation, biological process: protein dephosphorylation; negative regulation of MAPK cascade. Gene Ontology annotation, cellular component: cytoplasm. The record is from RefSeq and is a predicted model, not a curated record. NCBI's taxonomy places the organism in Eukaryota, Metazoa, Chordata, Actinopteri, Cypriniformes, Leuciscidae.